GGCGGCGGGCGGUGCUUCGCGGCGGGUGAGGGCGGCCGGACCGGCGGAGCUUGCGGAGCACGGCGCGCUGUCCCGCCGGCUGGGAGCGGAGGGGAGGGCCGGGCGAGGCGGUACGGUGCGGCUGACGGUCCCCGAGGGCCCCGCAGCAGCCUCCCCUGCCGCAGGGCUGCCGUGGGCCGCCGCGGCGGCCGGCUCGGGCCUGCAGCCGGCGGUGCGGCCUGCGCCGCGCCCCGCGUUCCUCGGCCGGCCCGCAGGGAGGAGCCGGGAAAGCGGAGAAGAUGAGCGAGGCCCCGCGGGUUCCAGGCGGUGAUCGAGAGCGCCCCGAAGACUAAUGCAGAAAAUCAAUAAGAACGUGGUGCUGGCGCUCCUCUCUCUGACCAGCCUGGUUUUCCUCCUCUUCCAGUUGUACUAUUACAAGUUCUACCUGUCACAGAAGAAUGGAGCAGUUUUUUCCAAAGUCAGAGGAAGCCAGUCAGGCCAAGACAGCACUAGAUGGCACGUGGUUAGGAAGUUCCUAGGCUUAAUAGCCAGUCACAAUAUACCGGUGUACUUGAUCGAUCCUUUGAUUCUGGGACUGGUUGAUAAAGACAUUGAACAGAUCAAAAGUUCUCCUGAUGGCCCUAGUCCAGAAUGCAAGUACUUUUGUGCUCCAAGGGACUUCACUACAUUUGCACUCCUGGACAAAACAUGGAGACAUGAAAUGGGCCUUUUUAGAACUGCUGAGAAAAUGGGGUUCCAAUGGCUAAAGAUUAUAAACAAGGACCCCCGCUUGGACGGGAUGAAUGACCUGUCUGGGAUUGAAAUUCCCUUGCACUACAUAUUUAAACUGGCAUCUCAUGCUAUUCACCUGGUGGUCUUCUAUGAGAGGAGCGGUAAUUAUCUCUGGCAUGGCCCCCUGAGACUCAAGCAACAUAUGGACAGGAAGUUUGUGCCUUUCCGGAAACUCCACUUCGGUCGCUACCCUGGAGCAUAUGAAAAGCCAGAACUUCUGCUUGUUUCCAUUGAUGACUUAAAAGUCCAAAUUCCAAAAAAUCCGUCCAAUUUCCUAGAGGAGAUGUCACACUCUAGAUUUCUUGAAUGUAGGUACAGAGAAGCUCGGGCUUUCUUUCAGCUCUAUCCUGAUGAUGCCUCUCUUGAUGCAGUAGAGUUCAGAAAAAAAGCAAAAUCCUUGCUCCAUCUGGCUGCCCUGACACUGAAUAACUUAGGAGUAAAGUUCUGGCUGAGCAGUGGAACAUGCCUUGGCUGGUAUAGACAGUGCAAUGUCAUUCCUCACAGCAAAGAUGUGGAUUUGGGAGUCUUCAUAAGGGACUACAAAGCAGAUAUCAUUCCAGCCUUUCAGAAAGCAGGGUUACCACUGAAGCACAAAUUUGGCAAGGUAGAAGACAGCUUGGAACUCUCUUUCCAGGGAGAAGGUGAUAUAAAACUUGAUAUUUUUUUCUUCUAUGAAGAGGAUGACCACAUAUGGAAUGGUGGAACUCAGGCCAAAUCGGGCAAGAAAUUUAAGUAUCUCUUUCCAAAGUUCACUCUGUGUUGGACUGAAUUUGUAGAACUCAAGGUACACGUGCCCUGUGAAACCCUUCAGUAUGUUGAAGCCAACUAUGGCCCGGACUGGAAGGUUCCUGUGAAGACAUGGGACUGGAAAAGCUCACCGUCCAAUGUGCAGUACAACGGUGUCUGGCCCGUCGAUGAGUGGGAUGAUGUCAUUCAAAUCUACUGACCACCUGACUGCUAAUAGAGCAUGCCUGCCAUCUUUGAAACUGUCGGUUUGUAACUUCCUGUUUCCUGAAGGCAUCAAGAUCCGUUCUUUUUGUAACUUCUCAUCUGUUUCCUAAGGAGACAUUUACUUUUUUUUCCUUAACAGGUAUUUUUUUUUCACCUUCGUGCAUUUUCCAGGUUGUUAAAGGAAAAGGUUAAAGACAACUGAAGAGAACGGAAUCCGAAAGAAAAGCUGCACAAAGAGAAUAGGGAAGAAAUGUUGCAGUAAACUUAUGGGCAGUUGACUGUUUAAAUGUGAACAGUGGCCAGGUGGCUUAGACUUUCCUGGGAUCAUCAAAAUCUUGGGACUGUUCACUUCUCAAGCUUAAGAGAGGGAUAGGGUGGGAGAAUCCCAUAGAGAAGUUCCUCUUUUUUCAGAGGAGAGUCUGUGAAUAUUCAGCUGUUAAACACCAGAGUCAUGGGUACCUCAAAUAUGCUUGAUUUGAGACCGAUAUAUCUGUACAAUAUGCAACAGGUUGCUCUUGGCAGUGGAAUGUUUCUGUCACACAGAACCCGUGUGACCCACCUGCUUUACAUGUAGGAGACACAGGGUAACGGUGUAAUACUAAAUGAAUGGAAGGAGAAACUAUGCACAUCACACUCCUUCCAAUAACACUUCCAUUUUUUGUGAGCUAACCACUGCAUGCAGUUAUGACAGGGAAUGUUAUCUGCUUUUUUCUGCUUCUUUUUUUUCCUCUUGUAAGAAUAUGAAGGUGUAUGCCAUGGGGAUGUCUUUCCCAUAAAAAAUAAAUAAUCUGGGUUUUGAUGUCCCAAUUAGCAUGUUCUCCAUGUUUUGACCAGAUUUUAGAAAAUUAUAGCUAUCCCUGUUUUUUUACAGGUAGAUAGAAAUGGGGUUAUUGAUAGUUUUCCAUUUAACAUGGGCUCACAGAACAGACAUCUCAGACAAUUGCAGCUCUCUUCUCUAAGUGUCAGCAGAAGUGUGUACAAAUACCAAUUUUUCCAUUGAAUUUGCAGUAGCAUAAUUGCAAGUGAAGUGUUAGUGUAACAUUGGACUUUGGAUUGUGCUUUUUGGUCGGUGAGGUAAGCUUUCUUCUUUGGUACUUCGGAGAAGGAUAAUAGCUUUCAUAUCAGCAUGUGUGUCCAAAUUUGUUCCAGUCCUGCUGUGCAGGGCAGACAAGGACAGUAGAGCUGCUAUAGUGAGUUAUGACUAUAAUAUACGGUACAGACCCAGGAGUUCUUGUGAACAAGUGUCAAGGUACUGAAUGGAGCUCGUCCUUACUGUCAACAAACCUGUAUCCAUUCUUCCCUUGCUAAAGCAGAAGCGCUGUCUACGGGUCAUGGCUUUGCCAUCUUUCUCUGGGUAGAGGUAGGUUGAGUCUGUGUUUGGCGUUCUGUGGAUCUGCAGUUUUCAGCUGUGUAUUCAAAUGGGUACAGUUCUGGAGAGAUGAAGUAGCUACUGCUGUGCAGCCGUUUUACUACUGUAUCAUUCCAGGUGCAGUCUGGGGCUUCCCUGCUCUUUUUGUCCUGGAGUGUGCUGCAUGCUUCUUCCUGCCAGUCCUCUCGGUUCCAGUGGUCUCCUGCCACCGAAGCACUGGAGUAAAUUAUUCAGCUUCUGGCAAUCGUCAUGCUGGCUUUUCAACUGGUAUAGUAACUUUGUUAGCUUUGCUUAAUUAAGAAGAGAGAGAUGUAAAAUCCUGCUAAUGCCAUUUACUCCAUAAAGUAAACGUUACGUCAUAAGGGAUAAUUUCUCAGGUAGAAUUUUUUGUAUUUUUUCCUUAAAAUGAAAAAAGCCAAUGUCCUUGUGUCUUUUGUGUUCAGAAUUCUGUUGUUGUGAACUUUAAAUGUGAUAGAUGUUUGAGUGAAUGAAAAGAUACUAUCAGAAAACUAUAAUCCUGUCAGAUUUUUGACUUUGUAUUUGUAGAUGGAAAGACUAAUGGAAAAAAACGCAUGUCGCUGAAGGGGAGGAUGUUUUCAAUAGUUGAUUAUACCUGUAAGUUAUUCUUCAGGUUAAAAUGUUUUCUCUUCAGAAGAUACAAAUGUAUAUUUAACACCGAUUAAAAGGAGUCUCUAAUUUGCAACUCAAGAUGUUGUUUCAUCCUUUGUUUU
Molecule: messenger RNA, 3822 nt
Organism: Chroicocephalus ridibundus (black-headed gull)
Lineage: Eukaryota; Metazoa; Chordata; Aves; Charadriiformes; Laridae
Gene: FKTN
Product: fukutin
Exons: 9
Coding region: 332-1717 (461 amino acids)
Cellular component (GO): Golgi membrane
Source: RefSeq, a predicted model, not a curated record